Oryzias latipes (Japanese medaka) is the source of this 668-nucleotide messenger RNA. It is a transcript of the gene rps11, whose product is annotated as ribosomal protein S11. Gene Ontology annotation, cellular component: cytosolic small ribosomal subunit; ribosome. The record is from RefSeq and is a predicted model, not a curated record. Lineage: Eukaryota; Metazoa; Chordata; Actinopteri; Beloniformes; Adrianichthyidae. Gene Ontology annotation, molecular function: structural constituent of ribosome. Gene Ontology annotation, biological process: translation.
AAUUAUAAAGAAAAAAAACGAGAAAUGCUCAUUUGAAACGUCAUUUCCUGUUUCAAACAGAUUUUCCGCCCAUCGCGCGCAUGCUCAGGUCUCUUUACGACUCGGCUGGCAAAUAUGGCGGAUGCGCAAACCGAGAGGUCCUAUCAGAAGCAGCCCACCAUCUUCCAGAACAAGAAGCGUGUUCUGCUUACCGAUGGUGGGAAGGAAGGCAAGGAGAAGCUACCCCGCUACCAUAAAAGCGUCGGGCUUGGCUUCAAAACCCCAAGAGAUGCUAUUGAAGGCACUUACAUUGACAAGAAAUGCCCCUUCACUGGAAAUGUCUCCAUCCGUGGCCGUAUCCUCUCUGGUGUGGUGACCAAAAUGAAGAUGCAGAGAACCAUCGUCAUCAGACGCGACUACCUGCAUUACAUCCGCAAAUACAACCGCUUUGAAAAAAGGCACAAGAACCUCUCUGUCCAUCUGUCACCUUGCUUCAGAGACGUCACCGUUGGAGACAUCGUGACCGUUGGAGAGUGCCGACCGCUCAGCAAAACUGUGAGGUUUAACGUCCUCAAAGUGACUAAGGCUGCUGGAGCGAAGAAACAGUUCCAGAAAUUUUAGGUUUGAUUUGGAGCAGGACGGCUGCUGGAUAACACGACCCUUUCAAAUAAAGAAAAUCCUGUUUGAAA